This is a messenger RNA of Cladophialophora yegresii CBS 114405, 279 nucleotides long. RefSeq lists its product as uncharacterized. Lineage: Eukaryota; Fungi; Ascomycota; Eurotiomycetes; Chaetothyriales; Herpotrichiellaceae. The record is from RefSeq and is a predicted model, not a curated record. The transcript is spliced from 2 exons. The coding region runs from base 1 to 279 and encodes 92 amino acids.
AUGGCUGCGCCAGUUGAUCCCCCUGCCGGGCUCAUGGACCGUGGCGUCACUGGCACCGGUCGUACCAAGGGCAAUGGCGGCUUCAGAAGGGAUGUCGUCAUCGAAAGAGAUCUCGAUGGUGGCGAUAUCGCAGAACGAGGCGUCACUGGCACUGGUCGAACCAAGGGCAAUGGCGGCUUCAAGAGGGAUAGCUUUGUCGAACGGGGUCUUAGCGAAGGCAAUAUCGCAUCACGAGGCGUCACUGGCACUGGUCGCACCAAAGGCAAUGGCGGCUUCUAG